This is a messenger RNA of Ahaetulla prasina, 6090 nucleotides long. RefSeq names its product microtubule-associated protein futsch-like. The coding region runs from base 621 to 3962 and encodes 1113 amino acids. Lineage: Eukaryota; Metazoa; Chordata; Lepidosauria; Squamata; Colubridae. The record is from RefSeq and is a predicted model, not a curated record. The transcript is spliced from 6 exons. Gene Ontology annotation, molecular function: hydrolase activity, acting on ester bonds.
GACGGGGGGGGGGGGGGAGAGAGGUGGCGCGCGGCGGGAGGGAGGCCGCGAGAAGAUAUCGGAAAGCGGAUCCAGGCGGCCGAGUCGUCAAAGGGCGGGCUCGCAGCUGAGGCGGCUGGAAUCGACCAAUGAGCGGGCACGGCUUAGCGGCGGGGGUGGCCGUCCCCAAGGCCUGGAAGAAGGUUCUGUGUGACCUGCCGUUCCUCCUUUUCGGGCUCGCCGCGAAGUACCCUUCUGGCCGUUGCUAGGGUGGCCCUCCGCCUGUCUUUCCCCCCCACCCCGGAGAUUGCGGCUCUCGCAGGAGGAGGCUGGCGGGUGGGUGCGCCUGGCGCCCCCUGAGAUGGGCCCGGGGAAGGGCCGUGGCGCUCCGCUGCUAAGCGGAUCCGCGCCCCCUCGCCCAUAUUUUGGCGUUAAAGAUGGCUUUUGUUGACGGUCGUUUUAUCCGGGGGCGCGCGUAUAAAGGUGGGGAGAACCUUGGUGUGGAGUAUUCUCUAGUGAUCCUUUAUUUGCAUUUUCGGCUGAUGCGAGGGUUUGGUUUGUUUGGGGUUUUUUUUUUUUUUUUUUUGGUUAAAUAUCCGCAGCAUAUUUUUAAAUAAAGCGACUGCAGCAGCCAUGCAGAAAUGUGUUUAAAAAUGGCCUUUUCUAACCACCCCCCGUUUUACUAUCCAGAUAAUUUAGCUCCGAUGCAGCCGAGCAGGAGACGCAAAAUCGAGUGGGACGGCGUCGCUGGGAGCUCACCUGCCAAAUUCGGCAAGCUCGUCGAAGCACCGGCCCAGCCUCCUCUCCGGAGUCCCGGCGGCAGCGGGCUGGCCGCGUUUGGGGAGAGUCGAGUCUUCUCCCCGGCGUUUUCGUGCAGGGAGUUCUCCCGAACUUCGUUCGCUGCCGAGGAUUCUUCCUCUGAUGAAUUUGAAGUAGAUGAUGACAUCAGCGGCGGUGGGCAAGAGCCUCCUGUCCUCAGCAAAACCUUCCUCACAAAGCCCGCUGCUUCCGAGAUGACGACGAAAAAUGUGGCAUUUUCCCCUCGGGAAUCCCUGAAACUGAAGAUCAAGCAAGAAGAUUGCAGUGAUGCAAGAAUAAAUAUUGCAGCAGUCCCUGAAAGAAAAAGUGCUUUAAAAGAAAAGUCGGCUGAAUGUGGCCGGAAAAGAAUAAAAGACCAAGAUCAGGAUGCGGGAUCUCGACUAAUAUAUCGUAAAGCUCUGCUGAGUAUAUUUGGGGGACAAUUGCAAGCCCGAAGAAAACCUUCAUCUCUAAAUGGAAUUCAUAAGGAAAGCCCUUCUAAAGAAGAGGAACUUGGCUCAAUUAACAACCUGAGGAAAUUUUCGGUAGUAUCAGAAAUUAAAGAGCAACAAACUGGAAACAAAUCACAUUGUUUGAAAACUGCACCAAAGGAACGUAUUAAUAUUUCUGUUAAGCAAGGCAAUAAAGAAUCAUGUUGGUCAGAUGGCAGUUCAAGACGUGUAUCUCUAAUGUCAAGUUCAAAAGAAAAAGAACAAGAAUCCAACAUUCAGAAAGUUUUUUUGAAAUCGGAAACCUCUGCAGAAUUGCAAUUUGAAAAAAAACUAGACUUGCUAUUUGAAAAAAACCCAGAACUUCAGCAGGACUCCAGCUUCAAAAAAGCUACUACAAAAAAAGAAAAUAAAACUUUGAAGUACGGUACAAAAGAGAUUUCUAAACCAGGAACUGGAUUAACACAAAUUUCUACAGUAUCAAGACCAGAGCAUGAAACAGAUUUUCAACAGGAUCCCAACAUUGAGAAAACUGUUACAAAAACAGAUAGUAAAACUGGGCAUAGUGUUAAAGUUUUCAAACCAAGGCAUGGUUCAAAACAUAGACAUAAACGAUCAAAAUCUGAAUAUGAAUUGGAACUUCAACAGUCUUCCAGCUUUAAGAAGACUGUUAAAGAAACAGAAGACAAAAGUUCUAGGUAUAGCGUAAGAGAACUUGCCAAACCUUUGGUUAGGUCAAAGCAAAGUCAUCGGCUGUCAAGAUUUGAGGUUGAACUUGAUGUGCAAGAUGAUUCCAAUGUUGAAAAAGCUUCUACAAAAAGAGAAAAUAAAACUAAGUGUAGCACAAGAGAACUUUCCAAACCAGUGGUUACUUCCAAAUACAUUCACAUACAAUCAAGUUAUGAAGAUGAAGUAGAACUUUAUCAGGGAUCAGAUGACUCGCAGGUUUCAGUAAAAGAAAAAAUAGAUGGUGGGCAGAGUAAAACGGAGAAAGAAAAUGGCCGCUCAGAGCACACAUUUAAAAGCAAGUCUAGCUGUUCACAAAUUGGAGAGCAAAAAGAUGAGCAAGUCUCUCCUAAACAGCUAAGUAAAAUCUCUGAUGGGAAUAUUUUUGCUAGCCAAAGUAAAAAAAAAAUAUGGAAAUCAGAAACCCACUUGAGAAGCAUAGUUGAAAAUUCAAAAUGUGAAGCUGAAGAGACCAAGCAGAAUAGCAACAAUCAGAAAACUCUUAUAAAAAGCAUUAGUGCUUCUGCAAAACAAAAAAACACAACAAAAGACAAAUGUAUUUCCUCCACUUCAUCUAAUGAACAAAGUGAUGCCACAGAGAAGUUUGUGAAUUUCCAGACAACUGUUACUGCUGAAACCUCUCAAGAAUCGGUGUUUAUGGAUGAUUCAGAAACAGAUCAAAAGUGUAUGGAGCCCAAAAAAGAGCUUUCAGCUGAAAAUAAGUGGUCCGACACGGAAGAUGGAGAACCACUGGUUACUUUUUCACAAGAAGAUUCCAUCCCUAACCACAGUCGUUCAGAACUAAAGGAAAUGUCAUUGUCAACAACAGAAUUUGUGAUGUAUCCUCCUCAUUUAUACAGUCAGAAAAUGAGUGAUUAUGCAAAAUACUGGACAAGCAGUCCAAAGCCAACACAUUCUUUUUCGAGCCCCACUGAAAACACCUCGUAUUCCAAUAAUCUCUGUGAUAUUUCUUUAGAAAGCCCAAUGAAUACAACGAAGGAUAAAAAAACUUCAGUGGAAAGUAUGCAAGAGAGAGAGUGGUCAUAUGGUUCAUUAUUGGACUAUAAAGAGAAAAAAAGACGCCACAGUAUGGAAAUAGGAGCAUAUGUUCCCAUUUUCUCCUCAUCACGCAAGUCAGACUCUUUCACUAAUAAUUGUGUAAGCCAGGAUUUUCCUAGGAGCUUGCCCAAAUAUUUAGAAGAAGGAUUUAUUGACACGCACUGUCAUUUGGACAUGUUAUAUUCAAAAACAGGUUUCGGAGGCACUUUUUCUGAAUUUAGGAGAAUGUAUAGUAGCACUUUUCCUAAAGAAUUUCAGGGCUGUAUAGCUGAUUUUUGUAAUCCUAGUACUUUAAAGAACAACUUGUGGGAAGAUUUAUUAAAAGAAGACAUGGUUUGGGGGGCAUUUGGCUGCCAUCCGCACUUUGCUCGUUAUUACACAGAACUUCAUGAAAGAAAAAUUUUACAGGCAAUGAGACACCCCAAAGCGAUUGCCUUUGGCGAAAUAGGACUGGAUUACUCUCAUAAAUGUAGUACAGAAAUUUCAAAGCAGCAUAAGGUUUUUGAGAGGCAACUGAAUCUAGCUGUUUCCUUAAAGAAGCCAUUGGUUAUACACUGCAGAGAUGCUGAUGGUGAUCUGUUAGAAAUCAUGAAAAAAUGUGUACCAAAAGACUACAAAAUACACAGGCAUUGCUUCACUGGCAGGUAUAGCGUCAUUGAACCACUUUUAGACUACUUUCCAAAUCUAACUGUUGGAUUCACCGCUUUGCUGUCUUACCCAUCAGCAAAUGAGGCUAGAGAAUCUGUUCGAAAAAUUCCAUUAAAUAGAAUAGUAGUAGAAACAGAUGCACCUUAUUUCCUUCCUCGGCAGGUGCCAAAAAGUGUUAGCCGGUUUUCUCAUCCUGGUGUAGCUCUGCACACAGUGAAAGAGAUUGCUUGUCUCAAAGAGGUGUCAUUACCUGUCAUGUUAGCUGUUCUAAGGCAAAACACCAACAAAAUUUAUAACUUGUAAGAAGGUGCAAAGAGAAGAGGGAAGAACUGAAGAGGAUAUGCUUUUGUAAAAUUGAUUUGAUCCUUUUAAAUUUAUUUUGUAAUGUAAAUAUAGAUCUGGAUUUGGAAUACCCUUUAAUAUUUUUUUUAAUUCUUUCAAUUCUGUUACUUGUUCCUGCUCUUUAAUGUGCCUCGGUGUUGAUUUUAAUUUGAAGAGUUUUGGUUUUUUAGUUGUUAAUCCUUGGGGGCACAAACUGUCAGUAUUUUAAUUUUUCAAAAAGAAAACAAACAAACAAACCUAAAGUGCUCUUAAAAUUAUCAAGAUAAAUGUAAGUAUUUCUUCUGAGCAGCAAAUCACCUAACUCAGGGGUCUGCAACCUUAAACACUCGGAGCCAUUUGGACCCAUUUUCCACAGAAAAUAAAACACCAGGAGCCACAAAACCUGCGUGGGCAUGGCCAACUUGACAUCACGCACUCCCACCCAGUCACAUGACCCCCACCCCCAGCCACAUCUACCUAGCCAGCUUUUGUGAUUCCCAGUGGUUUUUUUUCUAUGCGAAACAAGUAUCUCUCUUUUUUCCCUCCCCCUUUCAUCUCUCUCUCUCUCUCUCAUUUCUUUCUCCCUCUCAUCUCUCUAUCUCCGUCUUUCAUCUCUCUUUCUUCCUCUCUUUCUUUUCCUCCAGCUCUCUCUCAUUUCUCUCUUUUCCCGUUCUCUCUCUCAAUUGUUUCUCUUUUUCCUCUUUCUCAUUCUCUCCCUCCAUCAUUCACUCAUUUCUCCCUUCCUUCUUUCUGUCCUCCCUUUCUCUCCCUUCCUUCCUUCCUUCCUCUCUCCCUCUUUCUCUCCCUCCCUCCCUCCCAUUCUCUCCCUCCCUCCUCUUUCCCUUCCUUCCUUCCUCCCUUCCAUCCUUCCUUCCUUAAAUAAAUAAAUGCUGCUUUCUGAGUUCUACUAUUUGUGUUGCUGAAGCAAAAGGAACCAUAUAGUACCAACUCUGUCAGAUCUCAAACAAUGGGCAGAAUUCAUAGAGAGGUUGAUCCUCUUUGCCCCUCACCUCUGCUUGUGGCUAGCUCUGCUUCUCUUUUUCUCACCUUUUCUCUCUCAUCCCUCCCUCUCUCGCCCAUGCGCCCAAGCGGGAUAUCCUCCUGGGCCGGGAUCAUGGCGACGGCGGGGAUGGAGACUCCUCCCGCUGCCACUGCUGCGCAGUGAGGUGAGUAGUGGGCUGUGCUGCACAGCGCAGGGGGAGCCGGAGCUCUUCCUUCCUUGAAUCUGGUGGCGGCUGCUCCUCCCCUUCCCUUUCUUCCUGAGCCGGCAUGAAGGGGACUGCAGCUGGCACUGAGCUGCCCGCAAAGUACAUGGAAUCACAAAAAGCAGCUGGUCACGGGCAGUGUGGAGAAAAUGAUAGGAGCGCUUCAGCUGCAUGGCUCUAUGGUUUGCACCUUGUUGGGGCACAGAGCAUGUCACGUGACUGGGUUGGCAGGGAGCCGCAAGAGAGGGGUCAAAGAUCUGCAUGCGGCUCUGGGGCUGUGGGUUGCUGACACCUGACCUAACUGCUGCAAUAAAAACAUUACCCAUUUAUCUAACUUAAAUGUAAAAAUAACCUCAAAAAUGUAAUGAAAUGUAUUUCCUGUUUCUGAUAAAUUUUUUUCAACAUACUAACCCAUUCAUUCUCUUCAGAGAAUAAAGUAAAUGAUAAAUCAUUUUUAAAAGAUACACAAAUAUUGUUUACAAACACUUACUGAAAGUCACAGAAAUUCCCUAGCUGAAGUGAAAAAUACAGGUUAAUGAAACAAAGUUAAGGGAGUAAAAUAGGGUAUCAAGAUUAUUCAUGAAAGACUAAUUGACUUUUAAUUUCUAUUUGAAUUUGUUCCUUUUUGGUUUCUUCAGAGUUCUUAAUUAGGGAAGUGAUUAUAUGUUUCUAUAAUUUUAUGCAUUACUUUGACUUUAAACAAUUUAUUUGUCAAUAAAUUAUUUUUGUAUUAGCAUUCUUACAAUUAAUCAUCUUCGCAAAGCAAAAAUUAAUCUUGUCAAUUACACUGAAAAGAAACAUUCCUUUGUCUUCAAAGCAGCUGUGUGUUUUAUCUUUAACAUUUAUUUCUGUAGAUACUUUUGGUCAUAUUAUUAAAUAUGUUUCACAGUGUUUGUGAAAGUAGA